CAAUUGGGCAUAUGCUGCGGAAAUGAUUGCGGAUUUUUUUUUGGGCAUCGGACGGCGCGAUAGGGUUGAUUUCAGCGGCUGAGAUUGAAGCGUGAUCCAUCUCCACGAUGCGUUUACUAUGUCAUGGGAGAUUAGAGUUCCCUCUGAAUUUAGCCUGGAGUACAACAUCGAUGGCUCAAGAGGGGGGGGGGAUAGGGUUGAGAAGAUCUCACCAACUCUUUACGUGCUACUUUUUUGUUUCGUUUUUUUGUACAGCACUAGAGAAACAGGCCUAUAUCCGGCGCAGUUUGUUGUGUUUAUAGUAUUUGCACUUUACCGGUCUUGCCGACCAUAUAAGCGAUUAAUGUGGGUUAGCAUACCACUGUCUAUACGUUAAUAUGGAUCUAUUGUAGUCAUAUAGUUGUUAUAUUAUUGCGUUAGGUCAUGGCUAUCUUGUGAAGGGCUUCCAGGGUCAGAUGCCCAUAUAUUGUCUAUUUCAUGAUAUACGUCGGUAUUGUACGU
Messenger RNA from Daldinia decipiens, 501 nucleotides. RefSeq lists its product as uncharacterized. NCBI's taxonomy places the organism in Eukaryota, Fungi, Ascomycota, Sordariomycetes, Xylariales, Hypoxylaceae. The transcript has a single exon. Bases 119 to 376 code for a protein of 85 amino acids. The record is from RefSeq and is a predicted model, not a curated record.